AUCAACUCAUCAUGUGCAUAACUGAUCGAAUACAAUGCCGUUAAUCUACAUAUCUUACCUUAAGGGACGAAAAUUUAAAAAAUAUUGGACAUGGUUACUUUUGAUUAUGUCGGCGAUUUUUAUCAUACAUUUCAUAUCUCCCUCAUUAUUUACUGGUGAAUGCCAAACAAAACAGAGAAUAAUAAGCGACUGGAGUAUUAUAACGGUGGAUGAUGACAAUGAAUUUAACAGCAAUAACUUUAGUUUGAUUUCUGAUUCCUUUCUGGCCUCCAGACGCCAGUUCAUGAAAGAGGAAAUUCGACACGUGGCUUUCCUUAAGGUCCACAAGACCGGAAGCUCUACAGUUACGAGUAUAAUUCAGAGAUUUGGAUGGGCGAGACAGCUGAAUUUUAUUCUUCCGGCAACAAGCCCUAAUCUUUUCAGUCAAAAUGAAAGUAUUACAACCAAUAACAUUCUGCAUAUUGACAAAGACGAAACUUACGACAUAUUGUGCAAUCACGUAAUAUACAACAAGCAGGCAUUUCAAAAAUAUUUACCACCUGAUACAGUGUACAUUGGAAUUGUAAGGGACCCUUUUGAUCAAUUUGUUUCAUCUGUUUACUACUAUAAGUACAGAUGGAGCGUUCCCUACCUCGCCCGUCUUCCUAUUAGGUACCCUAUAAAAUACUUACUGGAAAAUCCGAAUCAAUACGAACCCAAAAAUUAUCAGAAUUCGUUCACAAAGAGCAGAAUGUCCGUGGACUUCGGAUUACCUGAAGAAUUAUUUCAUACAACUGAUAAAAACAAGAUAUUGCCCUACCUUCGAAAACUACACUCAGAAUUCAAACUGGUAAUGAUUAAGGAAUACUUUGACGAAUCUUUGAUUCUUCUUCGAAGAAUUUUAAAUUGGAAUAUGAAAGAUAUCCUUUACAUAAUCAAGAACUCGUCAAAGUACGUGCCACUUAGAAGCUAUCGGGACAGAUAUCUUCAUAAGCAGCACUCAUUUCUUGAUUAUUGUUUGUAUAACUUUUUUGUUAGAAUAUUCUGGAAAAGAGUCAGGCAACAAGGAGAGGAUUUUCACGCCGAAGUUUCGUAUUUUCGACAGCUGAGAUCUGCAGUGGAAGACUUUUGUUCUGAAGUGGUGAAAAAAUCAGCUUUGCCUGUUCAGGUGUUUGAAGCAAAGGAAAACGAAUUUCAUUCUUACAUUGUUAUUAAUAAGGAAGAAUGUGUACUCUUAUCGAUGGACGAAGUAGAAUUUUCAAAUAAACUUAAAUGGCGACAAUUUCCACACCUUCGUCCAAUGGGAAAUCAAAGAAGACAUCCUAGGAAAAGAUGGUAG
Messenger RNA from Saccostrea cuccullata (small rock oyster), 1318 nucleotides. Its product is annotated as galactose-3-O-sulfotransferase 2-like. Bases 35 to 1318 code for a protein of 427 amino acids. Gene Ontology annotation, molecular function: galactosylceramide sulfotransferase activity. Gene Ontology annotation, biological process: glycolipid biosynthetic process. The transcript has 2 exons. Gene Ontology annotation, cellular component: membrane. NCBI's taxonomy places the organism in Eukaryota, Metazoa, Mollusca, Bivalvia, Ostreida, Ostreidae. The record is from RefSeq and is a predicted model, not a curated record.